Molecule: messenger RNA, 8908 nt
Organism: Pecten maximus
Lineage: Eukaryota; Metazoa; Mollusca; Bivalvia; Pectinida; Pectinidae
Exons: 3
Coding region: 115-6240 (2041 amino acids)
Cellular component (GO): ribonucleoprotein complex
Molecular function (GO): RNA binding
Source: RefSeq, a predicted model, not a curated record
AAUAGACAAGGGUCGGCCAUUUUUGGCGAACAAAAGAUGUUAUUUCCAGAAGAAGAAGACAUUUGAUUACAUUCUAAGAAGUAAUUAGUCAAUAUUGACAGCAGACGAACAAAGAUGUCUGUGAUUAUCCGCCUGCAGGGCCUGCCAUGGUCGGCGAGUGCCAUGGACAUCAGGAAGUUCUUCAAGGGCAUGAGUAUCCCACCAGGGGGCGUGCACAUCAUUGGUGGUGAACUUGGCGAUGCCUUCAUUGCCUUUUCCAGUGAUGAAGAUGCUCGGCAAGCGAUGAUGCUGAACAUGCAGUACCUAGACCAGGAUCAGAUCAAGCUUUUUCUCAGCAGUAAAACAGAGAUGCAGAACGUAAUAGCUGCCGCUAAAACAUCCACAGUAGCAGCAGUGCCACAAAGCCAGCCACAGAUAGCUGCACAGCCACCAUCACUUCCAGGCAUGCCUGUAAACCCACAUCUCCAGGGCUACCCAGCAGACCAACAACAAGCUGCAUACCCUAAAGGAGGACCCAACAUGGGUCAGGAUCCCAGUAGGGGCCAACAAUUUCCAAAUCAUCCUUACGAAGGUCACCAGUACCCUCAGUAUCCAGAAGAGCAAGCAACCACAGAUAAUGAUAGAUUUCCUCAGACACCAUAUGAGCAAGCUAGAGGUCAGCACCAGGCUGCAUAUCCAGAUCCAGCUAGAGGUAUGCAGCCAGCUGCUCCCUUUGAACAAGGAAGAGACCCUGAUCAAGCAUUCUUUGAUAGGGGCAACACUUCACAUGCUAGUUCGUUCAAGCAAGCAAGAGGCCCACAUCAAGCUCCUAUGGAUCCAGCAAGAGGUUCACAACAACCUCCUUUUGAUUCAGCAAGAGGUUUGCAACAAUCUCCCUUUGAUCAAGGAAGAGGCCCACAUCAGACUCCUAUAGAUCCAGCAAGAGGCCCACAACAUGCUCCUUUUGAUCCAGCAAGAGGUUCGCAACAAUCUCCCUUUGAUCAAGGAAGAGGCCCACAUCAAGGUUUAAUGGAUCAAGGAAGAGGCCUACAUCAAGGUCCAAUGGAUUCAGCAAGAGGGCCAAAUCAUCCCCCUUUUGAUCAAGGAAGAGGGCCAAAUCAAGCUCCCUCAGAAGGAAGAGGUCCUCCAGUAUCUUCUUUUGAACGUGGUAGAGAUGGGAGAAUUCCAUCACAAUUUGAAACUGGUCGGGGUAUUCCAUCCACUGGCUUUGGCCACGGACAAGAAGGUAGAGACACAUUUGUACCAGGGCGUGACGGUAAAGGUCCCCCACCACUGUAUGAGCCAGGUAGGGAUGGAAGGUUUGAUCAGGAAAGAGAUAUGAGGUCACCAUUGGAUCAGAGGAGAGGGGUAGCAACAGGCUUACCAUCAGUUGGGUUUGAACCAGGCCGAGGCCCACCACCUCUGUUUGAGCCAGGACGGGAAGCUAGAGUUCAUCUACCAGACGGUGCAGAGCAAAGAUCUGGGUCUUUUGGUCAAGGUCAUGAUGGACGAGCUCCACCUCAGUCCACUGCAUUUGGUCGAGGAGGGGAGGACAGACCUCCAUUUGAGUCCGGCAGAGAGACCAGGGAAACAGGCAGAGACUCCAGAUCUCAAUCAGGAAGCAUGCCUGUCAAAUCUGACAGAUCUGAUAGAACUCAAGUUGAUAAAGCUGACGAGAGACGCAUCAGUGAGAGAAGCGACCGUCGUGAUUCUCCACGAGGCUCAUUCAGCAGAAUAGACAGAGACCGUGAUAGAGAUCGAGAUCGAGAUAGGGAUCGAGAUCGUGAUCGUGAUCGAGACCGAGACAGGGACCGUUACAGGGAUAGAGAUCGUGAUAGAGAUAGGGAUCGAGAUCGAGAACGUGAUAGGAGUGAUCGAAGGGACAGGGACAGAGACCGUGAUAGAGAUCGGGAUCGAGACAGAGAUCGGGAUCGAGAUCGGGACAGAGAUCGGGACAGAGACAGAUCCAGGGACUGGGCACGAUCAACUGACAAUAGAAGAUCUCAGUCAAGGACAAGCGACAGUGACAAAUCAAAGGUGUCCACCUCUACUGCUGUCAAAUCAAAAACUACAGCCCAGCCUACAUCAACCACCACUAAAUCUUCUACAAGUACAACUAAUGCUCCAAGUGGUCUUUCCGCUGCAGCUACCACAGUGACUGCCAGUGCUGACAAGAUCAUGGCUGCUCUGCCAAAUCUAAAGGACAUACAGUUGCCUCCAGGUUUAAAGGAUAUAAAGUUGCCUCCUGGUUUGAAAGAUAUUAAUCUCACAUCUGUGAUGACUUCCACUGCUGGGCUACCAACUGCAGCUAAUCUCCCAGGCAAAUCGGAGUCUAGUUUGGUCACUAAAGAUUCUGGCUUCAUUGGUCAGCAAGGAAGACCAACACCAGCUAGUAUGGCGAGUAUUGGCUUGAAAGGUACUGUACCACCAAAAGGUGGACUGCCCCCUCCUUUGAUUUCUCCAGGGCAACGGCCACCUCAACAGCAAUUCAGAGAUCAAGGACUGCCAUUUAGAGACCAGGGUCCACAUGGCCCUUCACCUCAUCGAGACCAAGGGCCUCCUCCAUUCAGAGACCAGGGUCCACAUGGCCCUUCACCUCAUCGAGACCAAGGGCCUCCUCCAUUCAGAGACCAGGGUCCACAUGGCCCUUCACCUCAUCGAGACCAAGGGCCUCCUCCAUUCAGAGACCAGGGUCCACAUGGCCCUUCACCUCAUCGAGACCAAGGGCCUACUCAAUUUAGAGAUGCUGGUCCGCCUCAUGGAGACCAGGGACCUCGUCCAUUCAGAAAUCAAGGGUCAUCACGUUUUGGGGACCAUGGGCCUCCACACGGAGACCAGGGACCUCCACCAUUUGAAGACUGUGGACCUUCAAAUAGAGAUCAAGGACCACCAUUUAGAGAAGGCGGACCUCCACCAUUUAGAGAUGGACCAGGACCACAAUUUAGAGAAGGAGGGCCUCCAUUUAGGGACGGUGGGCCACCAUUUAGAGAAGGCGGACCACCAUUUAGAGAUGGUGGACCACCAUUUAGAGAAGGGGGACCGCCGUUUAGAGAGGGCAGACCACCAUUUAGAGAUGGAGGACCUCCAUUUAGAGAGGGCGGACCACCAUUUAGAGAUGGAGGACCUCCAUUUAGGCAAGGUGGACCUCCAUUUAGAGAGGGUGGACCUCCACAUCAGGGACCCCAACAAGGACCACCAUUCAGAGAUCAGGGACCAACACAAUUUCCUGAAGAGGAGGGAUUUGGAGAUGAUAUGGGAAGAUUUGGUCCGGGUGAUGGAGAAAUGUUUCAUGGUGAUAAACCAUUUCCUGACAGACCCCCUUCAGCUUCUGAGAGGAGACCAGACAGACCAUCACAGGGUCUGCUUCCACUUCCUGAUAUGCCCCCUCUGUCAGCUCGUAGGGGCCCAGGAGGUCCACCUGGUGGACCAGGAGGACCUGAGGACCGGUUUGGUCCUCCAUUUGGUGGACGGCCUCCUCAUGAUGAACCCCAGUUUGACCCAGACUUUCAAGAAGGGCAUCAUCCUGAUGAGGGUAUGCCGCAAAAUAUGGACUACGAGGAGCCUCGAGGACGCCGGCCAGGCAUGCCUCCGAUACCUAAUGGUCCUCCAAUGAGACCUCCUCAUGGAGGCCCACAUGGACCUCCCAGGCACCGCAUGGGACCACCAAUGGAUGGUGGUGGAGAUUACCACGAGUUUCCUUCAGAUGGAAACCAAGGUGAUUUUGAUGAAAGAUCAGGACCAUUUGGACCUCGUGGCCCUCAUGGACCUCAUGGACCUCAUGGACCACAUGGACCACAUGGACCUAGAGGACCAAGGCCUCCACAUCCAAGAUUUGGACCACCAAGAGAUUCAGACCAUCGAAUACCACCAAACUUUGAGAGAGAUGGACCCCCUAACAGAAGAAAUAUGGACCAUGACACGGGUGGUGACUUUCCUCCAGAAGACAGAAAUUUCCGAGAGGACAUUGGUCCAAGUGAUGCGGAUCAUCGACCACCGAGAGGACCGCCUCCUAGAUUUCAUGAUGGCCCUCCACACGGGCGUGACUUUGGUGGAAGAGAUAGACCUUUUGGACCAAGAGAUGGACCAAGAGAUGGACCAAGAGAUGGACCUAGAGAUGGUCCUAGGGAUGACAGGAACUGGGGACGGGGUCAAGACUUCAAUCGUUCAGAUAAUUCUCGAGAAUCCGAUCGAUAUCCACCUGGUAGAGGGAGGGAGUCAAGAGAUUUUAGAGAUGAAAGUCCAAGAGAAAGGGGAGACAGCGACCGAAAAAGAGAUUCCAAGGGAAUACUAGGGGAGGCUCCGCCAGGCAUUAGACCUUUUUCACGACCACAUGAUGAUCGCUCUUCUAGACAAGACGAAGAUUCUCGACAAGGAGAUUCGCGGCACAGCGAUUCUCGGCACAGUGAUUCUCGAUAUGGAGAGUCGCGAUUUAGUGAUUCUAGAAACAAUGAUUCGAGGCAAUCCAGUGAAAACAAAGACAGUGACAUGAGAGGACAGAAACGUUCAUAUUCCCCGGCAUCGGCCUUCGUCAUUUGUGUUUCUAAUAUGUCGUUAACUAUUACUUUCCGGGAAGUGAGACAUUUCUUCAACGGUAUUGAAAUACCUUGGGAUGGCAUGAAGCUCAUUAAUAAUAGUGAAGGUAAUAGAGUCGGUAAGGCAUAUAUUCGUUUUGAUACAAGGGAAAAUUACAGGCAGGCUUUAGGUGCACAAGGGAAGUUCAUGAAUGGCAGAAAAGUAGAUGUUCGCCCUUGUUCCCUUGAAGAGUGGAAUAGGGCUGUUGACUCGUAUGUUCCAAACAAGUAUGACAACAAGCCAUCUGAAUUGACAGAAUCAACUAAACGACCUCGCCUUGAAGAGUCAACUAAAAAGCCAGAAAGAACUGAUUCAAAAGCAUCAAGUUCUGAUAAAAAGUCAUCAAGCUCUGAUAGUAAGUCUUCAAGCUCUGAGAAAAAACCAGCAACCUCUGAAAAAAAAGCUGACACCCUUGAGAAAAAAUCUGAUUCUACUGAGAAAAAAACAGACAAUUCAGAGAGAAAAACAGAAAACACAGAAAAACAAUCUGCAACUUCCGAGAAAAAGGCUUCAGAAAUGAAGAGUAUAGUGCAGCUGAAAGGGCUGGGGAUGAAUGUUAUCAAGGAGGAUAUUCGUAAUUUCUUCAAAGAAUUAAAGGUCUCUGAAAGUGCAAUGACCAUACAUAUUGAGUACGAUGUAAAGGGAAGAGCAACUGGCAUAGGUUUUGUGGAAUUUACAAAUGCAUCCGAUCAAGAGAAAGCUCUCAAACUGGAUGGAAGAAAAAUGAGUCAGCGCAUAGUCAGAGUGUGUGUAGCUAAGCAAAGCGAGCUCGACCAAAUGACACAAAGGCAACAGGACCAACUAGCGAAAUCAGCCGAAAUGGACUUCAGUGCUUCGGAUGUAGGUGGGAAACCUACCAGCAAGACAACAAAUAAUGAUGCUACAGUGAAUGGGAAAACAGAAGACGCUAAAGAUAAAGAUGGGGCUUACACGUUGUUUCAUUUUUACUGUGCGCAUAUGCAGGGCCUUCCUGCCUAUGCAGGCAUACAGGAUAUUCAGCAAUACUUCACGGGACUUGAGAUUGUACCACGUGGGGUUCAGUUUGUCAAGGACUCCAGCGGAAAAUCUUUAGGCGAGGCCUUCAUUGAGUUUGUUACCAAGGGCGACUGUGAGAAAGCAGUGAAGAAAACAAAUGGGAAAAUGAGUAACAAUAUCAUUUCAGUGAAAGGAAUCUCCAAGUCGGACAUGAAUGAUUAUCUGCAACAGACACGCACGCCAUUGUCCCGGCAUGGUAUGACCCCACGCUCCUCACUUCCUUCUAUAAUGUCUGGAGCCCCUCCAUCUCACACCCCGCCCUCAUUGGUUCCACACGGGCAACCUUCCCAUGGACCACCACAACACGGACCACCACCGCAUGGACCACCACAACAUGGACCACCACCGCAUGGACCACCACAACAUGGACCACCACCGCAUGGACCAUCUCCACACCAACUCCCGAGGCGACCUGCAUUCUUCUUGAGAGCACAGAAUCUUCCUUUUACGAUGUCAAUACGAGAAGUACAUGGCUUCUUCAAAGAUUUUGACCCCAUCUAUGAAACAAUUAAAGUACAGAUAGGAAAUGACAGUAAGACGGGAGGAACUUCGGCCAUUGUCGGCUUCCGGACACCUGAGGAGAGGGAUACAGCCUUAAACAAUCUCCACCAGAAGGUUUAUCGCAAUAAAACUAUUGUGUUACUGCCAGCGUGAACAAACAGGUCUGACUACUGGAAAUUGCUAAGGUGCUCCAUAGAUAAAGCUCCCUGCUCCAAUUUCUACCACUGUGGAGGAUAUUCUGUUGUGGAGAUCAGCGUUCCAGGCUCUGAGCUUAAAAACUGCUGAAGACAAUUCUAUUGUUCUGUGAUCUCUCGAGGAGGGUAUAAUGGUCCAAUCUUGGAUAUGAACUAAACGGAAAGGUUCCCAGCUCAGUGCUCGAAGGCUGCUAAAGACAAUUCUGUAGCACUAUGACCUUGAAGAAAGGUCAUCACUAUGACCUUGAAGAAAGGUCAUGAAUACAGCUUUGACCUUCAACAAAAGGUCAUCCUACUUUGACCUUGAAGAAAGGUCACAAUAUUCUGUAGUACUGUACGUGUGACCUCUAAGAAAAGGUCACCCUACUUUGACCCUGAAGAAAGGUCACAAUAUUCUGUAACCUAAGAAAGGUCACCCUACUUUGACCUUGUACAAGGGUCAUAUAAAACCAUAGAGAUGUUGUGGAUAUCAUAUUCCUGUUUGUGUUCAAAAGGUGAAGAUGUAUUCAGCUACAACCUGAAGUCACAAAGACUAUGAUCAACUCUAAUGUGACUUUAAAAGUAACGACCCCAGGUGUGCAUCUUGAGACUUACAUACAUUAUUAGUUCAUAAACUGGAGUUUGCUAGAGAUGUAAUCUUCUGGCCUCGGCUUCAUCAACAUCCAAAAACUUGUGGAAAUUUGUUUCGUAAAUUUUCUGUCUGAAAGCAUUAUUGUGAAAAACAUCUUUUAAUGAAGGAGCUGUAAUUCUGUGAUUCUAUGGACAAUUUUGAGUUAAGGAAGUUGAGUUGAAAAGUUGAGGAAUGAUGACUGGUGGGUUAUCUGCAUACAGGAGCAGUAUAUAUACACUGUAAAAUCGGUAUUAGAUACGUGUCUAUAAUAUAGCUAGCAACAACCGUGAAUGUUGGACAAGGCUCAAAGUCUUUUGUGGAACUAAAAACAUUUACUUGUCAUAAGUGACAGAGACAUGAAAAGAUUCAGAUACUAUCAAGUUCAUUCGCUAAACAUCUUUUAAAAUAAUUUGCCACACUACAAGUGAGACAAACUAUAUGUUAUUUUUUGUGUGCAAAUAAUUAUUCUGACGGUCACUGUAAAUCAAACAUUAUUUUUAAACCAUAAAUGUUGAAAUGUUAUAUUUUUAGUAUUGAUUUAGUUUGUUUUUUACUCAUAAAACACAAAACGUUUACUAUUGUGCUAUCUAUGAUUUCAUAUCCUCAAGGUUAAUAUUUUCAAUCAUUUAAAUUUCCAUGGGUUUACCAAAAGCUUGGAAGCAAAGAUACAUGUAAUGUAUUUUUCUUUGAACAUAUGAAACCACCGAUAAUUGAAGGACUAUAUUUGUAAUGUUUUUUUCCAUCUUUUUUUUUUUUUUAAAUGUUAUCAUUGAAAAAAUACAACAAUCCACAAUGGUUAAUUGUAACAAUUUAAUUAGUAUAUAUACAUGCCAAAAUGUCUGCUUAUUGAGUCAAGGGAAUUUUCAUGCAAUACUUCAUUUAUUCAUGAGAAAUUUAAGGCAGUGAAACUGUAAAAGAAAAAAAUCCCUCAUAGUAACAAUUGCUGGUUUGUGAUAUGGCCAGAAAAGUUAAAUCUGUCCUCUUAAUCAAUCACUGAAUAAGCAAGGCUUGGAUUUUACGUAAAUUGAAAAGUCUGCUGUGAGAGUUAUGGUUGGUUGUUGUAUAAAAUUCCUAAUAAAUGUAUCACCAUAUUUAUCUAAUAAUAAUGCCCUACCCCCAAAAAAAGCCCUCUUUUCAUUUUUGUAGAAUCAUAAAUUUUUUUAAACAGUAAUUAGCUACUCAAGAGUUGUCUUUCCUUAAACUGGGAAGAGACCUUCCAAAGCUGUGUACAGACCUGUCAUUCAUGGCCAUAGCUUGCCAAAUUUGUUCCAUCAUCUAAAUCGUUUUGUACCAAUUUCAGAUAGACUUCACUAUUUUUGACUACUAGUUAAUUUAAUAGAAGUUUCUGAAGACUGCUGUAUGUAUACUAGAACAUGGCCCGGUUGUUCAAAAGAUGAUUAGCUUAAUCACUUGAUUAGUGAAAAUCUCAUUUCUCCUUUACAUUAAAACCUAAGUGUGUGUAUUCCUCAAAAUAAGCAGGCAACAAGAGACUGACAAGUUUCAUAAAAGUUUGUCAAGUUAGUUUUACAAGAAAUAAUUCUAUCAUGAUGUUAAAAUUGUUGUUUAAUUGUGAUUCUGUACUCUAAUCGCCUUUUAAAUAACUGGGCCCCGAUUACUAGCAACUGUAGGAUUUGAUAUCUUGAUUUUUAACAGAAAUAUGUAUUGCUGUUAAUUCUUUUAUUUUUGGUCAACAAUAAGCCCACAAAAAUAUUGUGUCAACAUGUUACUUGUCAUCCCAUUGUAGGCUUAUUGCAGGAGAGAUCGAUAUAAACCCAAGACUAAGAUCUUGUGGCAAGUUUCAUUUUCUAGUUAACAAUUGAAAGUCAGCCUUAAGCUUGUGUACAGCAUCAUUCCUGCCCCCUACAAGUUUUUUUUCCUCUGUCCAGACAUUGCUACACCCUGCAGAUUAUUAUAGUUUUUCACGGGAAAUUAUUCCUGAAUUUGUUGUUGUCGUCCAGCUAUCAUUGUUUUACCAUGUACGACCAUGUUCAUUGUGAUCAUUAAAUUUGUACAACAA